GGGCUUGCUUUAAGGGUGUCUUGGAAUCAGGGCAUCUUUAAGGGUUGGAUCAGCUCAUUUUCCUGGCCUGGGCCUCCCAAGUUGUCUAACUUGAUGCUUUUUGAUGACCCUUUGCUGAUUUUUAUUCGGAAGCAACUGGGAUAUCUUUCCUCCUGACUACAAUUAGGGUUCCAGCUUCUGGUGGUGAGGGUAGCACAAAUGGCAUCUUUCUGGAACACAACCCUAUCUUCUUCCAUAAAGUACUAUACAAAUGUCAAGGUAUUAUCAGGAAUGAGAAUUUGCCCAACCAUUUUGUGAAGUAUCCUCAUUGCAACACUCUUUCCCCAGAGUCUGAUCUAACCAGAGAUGGCAGCUGAACCACUGCCCUUCUCCUUUGGGACGCUGUCUAGCUGGGAGCUAGAGGCCUGGUAUGAGGACCUGCAAGAGGUGUUGUCCUCCGAAGAGAACGGAGGGGCAUAUGUCCAACCCCCUGAAACAGAACAGGAAGAACUGAAAACGUUUACCACUCUUGACCCAGCUUCCUUGGUCUGGCUGGCUGAGGAGCCUGGGCCAGUGGGAAUCACAACUAAUGGCCAAAGCCCAUGCUCUCCUGAAUCCAGCCAAAGCUCGCUGGCCCAGGAAGAGGAAGAGGAGGAACAGGGGGAACAAGGAAGAGGAAGAAAUAGGAAACGGAGGAGGAGUGAGCAAUCCCCAGCCCGAGGUCGGAAGCAAAGUGUGAAAGAAAAGGAACAAGAGAACGAACGAAAGGUGGCUCAUCUGGAGGCAGAGAAUGAGCGCCUGAAGCGAGAGAUCGAACGAUUGACCAGGGAGGUGGACGUGACCCGCCAGGCCCUCAUUGACCGCAUGGUCAGUCUGCCACGGUCAUGAUGGCCAGACCAUGGGGCCCUGAACUCUGCUUUCCAGCACGUCCCCUUCCCCAGGAGAAGGGCUGCCCCAGAUGCCAAGCAGCAACCACUGAGGGAGCUGCAAAGGGAAGGCUCCCACUUUAUGUACAGAGAUGAUGUAUUUAUUAUAGCCUAGCUAGCCCAUUACAUUAAAACCAUUUGUACUGAAGCACA
Messenger RNA from Gracilinanus agilis (Agile Gracile Mouse Opossum), 1058 nucleotides. It is a transcript of the gene DDIT3, whose product is annotated as DNA damage inducible transcript 3. The record is from RefSeq and is a predicted model, not a curated record. Gene Ontology annotation, biological process: ER overload response; intrinsic apoptotic signaling pathway in response to endoplasmic reticulum stress; negative regulation of transcription by RNA polymerase II. NCBI's taxonomy places the organism in Eukaryota, Metazoa, Chordata, Mammalia, Didelphimorphia, Didelphidae. Gene Ontology annotation, molecular function: RNA polymerase II cis-regulatory region sequence-specific DNA binding; transcription factor binding; DNA-binding transcription activator activity, RNA polymerase II-specific. Bases 346 to 867 code for a protein of 173 amino acids. The transcript is spliced from 2 exons. Gene Ontology annotation, cellular component: CHOP-ATF4 complex; CHOP-C/EBP complex; cytoplasm.